CAUCCCUUCUCAAAAAAAAAAAUUAAAAAAAUCAAAUCACUUUCUUCCCCAUUACCUUUACUUUUCUUAGAACCCUAGUUCCUAAUUUUGCAAAUUCAGACAUUUUUGUUAUUAUUCUCAAAUACCCUUUUAUAAAUUCUCAAACAAAUUCAUAUUCUUUUAAAAAAUAAUUUUUUUUUAUAAAUUGGGAUUUUUUUUAAUUGUAAAUUAGUGCAUGACGAGCGCAUCGGAAUUGUUUUAUCAGAGAAGGUCUCGUGUAGGCCGUAAUAAUACUUCAAAUUCAGAUCUUGGAAUUGACGGUGACCGGAAUUUUCAUCUUAAUUACACGCGUCGUCAUCAGAACAAUCACCACCGCCAUGAUUUUGACGGCUGUGAUCCUACUCGGAGGUCAUCGGCGCACGUUCGGUCCCACCGUCUCUCUUCGCCCUCUGAUCGAGCGUUGGUUCGGCUUGAUCAAGGUUCCAGCCAGCUUUCACCAAGUAGCAAUACCAGGAGAGAAACUUUAAGAAAUGCAAGCAGGCCAAGGUCAACUGGCAAUGACAGGCUUCCUGGAGCUGUGCUACUUGCAAGGGCGAGGCUCCUUGAGAGAUUGAGCGGAGUGUCAUUAUCUGGAAACAGGCGAAGUAGCAGAGCAUCAUUUGGCAUUUACAACAGAGAGUUCACAUUUGGCGAUGACUUGAGGGUAGUUGAUGUAGGGGACUGGGGAGCCGACAUUGCUCCAGGGCGGUCGUCUUCGAGAGGAACUCCUUUCACAUACUCAAUUUACUCAGCAGAGAGGCAGCAAUGGACAGAGGACGAUAAUGAUUUAUACAAGAAGAAACCACCCGGUCUAACUCCAGCAGAUUUUGAAUGCUUGCAGUUGGAAAUAUUCGGCAGCUCAGAAAAGGGAGCUGAAGGUGAAGUUUCUUCCGUGUUGCGGGAUUGUAGUAUAUGUCUUGAAAGCUUCAAAGACGGAGAUAAGCUUAUUCGUCUCCAAUGUGACCAUCGGUUCCACUCUUCUUGCUUGGAUCCCUGGGUUAGAACUUGUGGUGAUUGUCCAUAUUGUCGAAGAGAUAUAGCUGUAGUUAGUAAACAGUCGUAAAGCGUAAAUAUGUUUUUUUCCUUCUGAAAGAGCUUUUUCUUUUUCUUUUAGGGAGAUUUCUAUGACAUUUUAGUAAAUAGUUUUGACUCAACUGAACUGAUAUUGUAUGUAACUUUGGUUUGCACAAAUUUUUUUCAUCUGCAGUUGAGUACCAA
This is a messenger RNA of Mercurialis annua (annual mercury), 1236 nucleotides long. Its product is annotated as probable E3 ubiquitin-protein ligase RHY1A. The coding region runs from base 215 to 1081 and encodes 288 amino acids. Lineage: Eukaryota; Viridiplantae; Streptophyta; Magnoliopsida; Malpighiales; Euphorbiaceae. The record is from RefSeq and is a predicted model, not a curated record. The transcript has 3 exons.